UAGUCACCAAUUAUUAGAGCAUCUUAUUUUGACUCUUACUUCUCAAUCUCCUAAUAUAAAUCAAACAAGCUAUCUUCUUCUUCCAUCAACAUUGUGAGAUCAACUUUACUUCCAAAACAGAACUAUUUCUUAGCAACAAAUGCCAAUUCAAAUGGCGAAUCAUCAAAGGAUCAACUCGAGAGGUCUUGUUUUAGUCGCAUUGGCAAUGAUCUGGUCCGGAGUUGCUGCUCAAUUGAGCAGUGACUGCACGAACGUGUUAGUCAGCAUGUCGCCUUGCUUGAGUUACAUCACGGGGAACUCUUCAUCUCCGUCCUCAGGGUGCUGCACGCAGCUAGGCACGGUGGUUAAGAACAAUCCAGAGUGUUUGUGCCAGGUCCUUAAUGGUGGUGGCUCUAACAUGGGACUCAACAUUAACCAGACUCAAGCUUUGGCUCUUCCUAAUGCUUGCAAAGUUCAAACUCCAUCAAUUAGCAAAUGCAAUGCCGGAUCCCCAACUAGUUCUCCUGCUGGAACACCAAGUUCUCCAAAUACAGAAGCUUCAGGAAGUGGAUCUAUCCCAUCAUCACGAGGUGGUUCCAAUGAUGCAAGUUUAACCAAGAUGAUUGAUCUUCCUUUCUUCUUCCUUCUCUUCAUUAGUUCUUAUGCUUCAGCAUUCAUAGCAUGAGUGGUUAUUGUGUUUUGUGUUCUUUAGUUCCUCUGCAAAAUGUGUCUUUGAAUGUAUUAGUUGGUUACAAUUUGCUAAACAGAAAUUGAUUUGAAAACAAAUAAAGAGAUUCUCGUUGUCCCAAUUUA
Solanum verrucosum is the source of this 792-nucleotide messenger RNA. RefSeq names its product non-specific lipid transfer protein GPI-anchored 5-like. NCBI's taxonomy places the organism in Eukaryota, Viridiplantae, Streptophyta, Magnoliopsida, Solanales, Solanaceae. The coding region runs from base 140 to 664 and encodes 174 amino acids. The record is from RefSeq and is a predicted model, not a curated record. Gene Ontology annotation, molecular function: lipid binding. The transcript is spliced from 3 exons. Gene Ontology annotation, biological process: lipid transport.